This is a messenger RNA of Gossypium arboreum, 1336 nucleotides long. RefSeq lists its product as uncharacterized. The transcript has 3 exons. The record is from RefSeq and is a predicted model, not a curated record. The coding region runs from base 1 to 939 and encodes 312 amino acids. Gene Ontology annotation, molecular function: protein binding. Lineage: Eukaryota; Viridiplantae; Streptophyta; Magnoliopsida; Malvales; Malvaceae.
AUGGUGGAUAUACAGCCAUCGGAUGCCCCUCUAAACGGCGUCGCGGCGCCCCUCGCGGUUGCUUCAUCCGAGACCGUUGGAUCCAAACGCCAGAGACGUGCCAGCGUUCGCUUAGGCGACAUCGGCGGGGACCAACCUUACGAUUCUCAUUUCCGACGCUCCUCCUCCUCUUCCUCCGCCGCCGCUUCCAAGCAGUGGAAACACCAACCCCAUCUCUCCUUAACUCCCUCAGUCGCCACUGCGACUGCUAAAUCGUCCAAGACUCGCGCCCUAACCAACCUCAGCACCGACUUCAACGCCAACAACGAAACCGUCGAUAACGAAAGAGAACCUAACAAUAACACCAAUUUGGACGCUGUCGCAAUUAGUAGUUGGAGAGUCAAGGAUCUCAAGAAACGGGGCCCCGCUACGAAACGGGUUCGAUCCAAUUGGGUUCCUAAAUUCGACGAUUCCAGCGGCGGAAACGUCAAUAUCAACGGCAACAACAACAACACUAACAGCAAUAAUGUGGAAACCGAGGAAAAAUACAGUGGCGGCGAAGAUAACGAUGAUUUCGAGUUGGAGAACUCGGAAAGUCCCAUGAAAGACCACAGUCCGAUACAUUCUUUGGAUAAUUUGCUGGUGGAUGGCAAUGAAAGGGAAGUUCUUUAUCAUGGGAGUAAUCACAGGAGGCCAAUUCGGACUCGGGUUUCUGAUGGGGUGGAGUUAUCUGGGCCAUCAGAUACCGAAAUGAGACGGUGUGAGGAAGAUGGGGUUAGAAUAUGGUUGAAUAGUUUGGGGUUAGGAAGGUAUGCCCCGGUUUUCAAAAUCCAUGAAGUGGACGAUGAGAUUUUGCCAUUGUUGACAUUAGAGGAUUUGAAGGAUAUGGGAAUAAAUGCAGUUGGUUCUCGAAGGAAAAUGUUUUGUGCAAUCCAGAAGCUUGGCAAAGGCUUUUCCUGACUUUUUUGAGUUAUGGUUAUUGGGUUUCUGAAAGCAUUAUUUUUAUCAGCCAUGGAGAUAAAGGAAAUUGCCUUCAAAUCUGUCUUGGUGAGAACAGUGUUAAAAUGGAAGCUGAAAUGAGGGAGGUAUGGUUCUGUACUCCAAUUCUGGUUUCUCAUUGAGAAGUUGAUAUGCUAGACUUGGGUAGGUUCAUGAAUCUUUUCUUUUUUUUUUUCUUAAGAUUAAGAGUGCAUUUUGUGAUAUAUCAUUUUACUUUCUUAGAAAUUUAAUUAAUGGGAUACAUUUUGAGAAUGUAAUUUUUAUUCAGGAAGGAAAAUUAUUUUUCCUCUUAUUUAGUUGGAAAGUUUGAACUUCAUGUAAAAUUUUAAAAUUUAAUCAAAUAUUAAUUUUGAAAUAA